Eimeria maxima is the source of this 2982-nucleotide messenger RNA. Its product is annotated as AGC kinase, putative. Gene Ontology annotation, molecular function: ATP binding; cAMP-dependent protein kinase activity. The record is from RefSeq and is a predicted model, not a curated record. The coding region runs from base 1 to 2982 and encodes 993 amino acids. Gene Ontology annotation, biological process: signal transduction; peptidyl-serine phosphorylation. The transcript has 18 exons. Lineage: Eukaryota; Apicomplexa; Conoidasida; Eucoccidiorida; Eimeriidae. Gene Ontology annotation, cellular component: cAMP-dependent protein kinase complex.
AUGGACAUAUUUCGGAAGCUCUUGCCUAUGCAAAAGGAGGCAGCCCAAGGUGCUGCUAACCACCAAAUUCGAAUUCCUCCGGGAAAAUGCGUCGCUUCAAAUUUCGCCUUUGCCAACACUCUCGGCACAGGCUCAUUCGGUCGGGUGUUCUUGGCAAGGAGGAAAGAUGAUCCUACUGCUCCUCCGGUUGCCGUCAAACGUCUGAAGAAGUCGUCUAUUAUCCGACAAAAACAAGUCGAUCAUAUUCUUUCUGAAAAAAGAAUACUGCAAUUGAUCAACCAUCCAUUCACCGUGAACAUGCUGGGCACAUUUAGAGACGACCAUUAUUUGUACAUCGUGAUGGAGUAUGUGAUCGGAGGAGAAUUCUUCACAGUGUUGCGCAAGAACCGCCGCUUUGAGAAUGGCGCCUCUCGCUUCUAUGCAGCACAGGUCACCUGCAUCUUUGAGUACUUGCACGGCCGCAACAUUAUAUACAGGGACCUCAAACCGGAGAACUUGUUGGUGGACUCGGAGGGGUACCUCAAGCUAACAGACUUCGGGUUUGCAAAGGUUGUUGAAACCCGCACGUACACCUUAUGCGGCACUCCGGAGUACAUCGCUCCUGAAGUGCUGUUGAAUAAAGGCCACGGGAAACCCGUUGAUUGGUGGACAAUGGGGAUUUUAAUUUACGAAAUGAUAGUCGGUUAUCCCCCCUUCUUUGAUGAUGAACCCAUGGGGGUAUACCAAAAGAUUUUGGGGGGACGCAUCGUCUUUCCAAAGUCGUUCGACCGGAAUGCAAAGCUGCUUGUGAAGCGUCUCCUCACUCCAGAUCUGACGAAGCGAUACGGUAACCUAAAGAAUGGUGUUGCAGACAUCAAAGAGCACAAGUGGUUUGCUGGGUUUGAUUGGAACGCUCUGCUGAAGAAGAGUCUGCCCCCGCCUUACAAACCCGUUUUCAAGAGGACAUUGAUAAUGUUUGCGUUGAAUGAAACGACGAGCGGGCCUGCAAAUUCAUGGCUGAACAAGCAUUCAGAUGGGCACGAGCAUCACCAUCCUUGGGCCACUGAAGUUUGUUCUGGCCAACAAAUAUGUUUCGACUGCGCCGCUGAGAUCCUUGAGAGGCAGCUGCCCCCAACUAGGAAAUUCGGUUUCGUAAAGGAGGUACAGGGCUCCGUGCAGCAGCUGCCUCAGCACACUGCUGGCCGUGUUGCUCAUUACCUUCUGCACUCCACGACUUUUGUCGAAUCUGUCGACCCAGAGCUCUGGGGGAGUCUAUCUGCUGCUCUGCGUGUGGCCGUUAAGGCCGCAGCCCCUGAUGAGGUGGAGAUUACCCUCUGUUGCUUCUCUACAUUGCUGCAGACACCUGGAGGGGGCGCGGAGGUGCAGCAGCUCGCGUUGCAGCUGCUUCAGCAGCUGUUCUCCUCUCUGCCGGAAACAUGCAAAGUCAUCUUCGUUGAGGAGAUAUGUAUCGUAGACUGGCUACUGGAAACAGCGAGGAACGGGAAAUCUGUUGCUCAGGAUGCUGUGCAGUGUCUGCAGCAAAACAUCUUCGCCUCUCCGGCUUUCCUCCCUCACCACCUCGACACAAAUGGGUUGGUGGAGGGGAAGCGCCGAGCAGUUCAACUAAAUGCGACUGCGGAUGCAGAUUGGGGCGUCGGCAUUCUUUCGUUGGCUGCGCAGCUGUUUGAGAGUAAGAUAAUGGUAUUACAAAGUGAAAUGAUAAAUGAAGGAGCUGUAAUAAACCGCAUGUUGUUCGCAGUACACAGCAAAGCAACAGCAAGGAAUUCGCGAAAGGGGAAUCUGCGUUCAAAUGUUUGGCUGCACAUAGAUCCAUGCUUAACACGAUUUAGAGAAAGUGUAUUGCAGUAUUUUGCAACUGUCUGGGACUCCCUCGUCUUCGCUGAAUGGAGGAGUUGGAGCACCAGCGUCUUCGCAAGGCAUCUUCGAGAGGCACUGCAAGGUUUGUUUGGAGCUGCAAAUGAGUGGAUGGGCAGCGGCCAAGAGUUGCAGGGUGUUGGGGUUCGCUUGUCUCAAUUUGUGCACUACGACAUUCUUCUCUGCUCUGAGGGUUUGCUGCCGCUGCUUGCAGACGGAUUGGGCUGCUUUCCGCCGGAAAGUGUAUCAUGGAUCGUCUCUCAAGCGCUGAAGAGGCAUUCUUUGCAUGCACCCGUAUUCGGCAGACUUGAGGCCCUGCUGCAGAUUAUUGACCGCUGUGUAGCAGCAGAAGUAGAAUGGACUGAAUCUGGCGGCUCAGCCGCAUUAACUGCCAACGUCGCCUUGGCAAUACAGGGCAGCCCAUCUCUUAUACCAGAUUUCCUGGCCGUCGUGCUCCAGUGUUUGUUCGUUUGCUGCCAUGGGGCUCAUGAAAGAGUCCUCAAGCGCAGCAUCGGAGACUUGGCAGAGGCCCAAGAAAAGGCAGAGGAAGCGGCGACACUGGCGCUAGUUGUCUUAACAGUGCUGUUGGUGCAACCGUUGCUAGGAAACCACUCUGAUGAGGACGUUGCCGAGGUGACUUCCCUGUGCAUCAACGCCGCAGCAGAGCUUGCCCAAGCCGGGCCGAUUUGGUUUUCUAGCAACUCUCUCUGCACAGCAGAGAUGAAGCAGGCAACACAAGACAUAGCCAAGAAUCCAGCAAACGCCGCCUCCACGCAGGCCGGUGCCAGGUUGCUUCUCCACACUCUGCACGGCCAGGGCGAAAUUGACAUCGCUGUUGCAGCAGCUGUUGGUAGUUCUGAUGUAUCGACAGCUGGGUACGAGAGGAGGAGUGAAGGGGAAAAUUGCAGAGCUGGCGCUGUAGCGGUUUCCUCAUCCUUCUCUCGAUUUUGUCCUGAUAUUAGUUCAGAACAGGGAAAAGGGACGUCCGCAAUACACGCCACCUUGGAAAUCCUUCUGAGCCGAAUUCUUCCUGCAGCUGGCGCUGUAGGGAAAGCUACAGCCACCAUCAGCGCAUUCGCGUAUCAACAGUCCAAAGCACCUGAGCCAGAGUAUUGCAUUUGCCCGUAG